Salvia miltiorrhiza (redroot sage) is the source of this 820-nucleotide messenger RNA. Its product is annotated as protein NDR1-like. The coding region runs from base 22 to 741 and encodes 239 amino acids. NCBI's taxonomy places the organism in Eukaryota, Viridiplantae, Streptophyta, Magnoliopsida, Lamiales, Lamiaceae. The record is from RefSeq and is a predicted model, not a curated record. The transcript has a single exon. Gene Ontology annotation, biological process: defense response to other organism.
UCUCUCAUUACAUGAGACGCCAUGGCUGAUGAACCAACUGAGACCAACCACUUGGCCGCAGAGACUGAGACCCGCCAACGUGCCGGCGGAGAUGACUGGUGCAGCCCGUUGUCUAACCUCAGCUUAAUAGGCGGAGCACUAAUCGCGCUCGCCACCAUCGUCGGCUUCCUCAUCCAGCAAACCUUCCACCUCCCCGGCCCCCGCUGCUACCUCGAAGAGCUCUACGUCCCGGCGCUCGACAUGUCGCUGCCGCCGCCGCCGCCCAACUCCACCGCCAACCCCUUCCUCUUCUUCGUCCUCGGCCUCCACAACAACCUCCAGAUACGCAGCAUCUCCUACGGCAACGUCACCCUCACCUUCUUCUACGGCCGCAAGGCCGUCGCCGGCUACGUCGUCCCGGGCUUCUACCAGGGCCGGAUGCGCACCGCCCGGCGCCGCGACGUCGUCGAGACGGGCGGCGUGCCGUGGGCGGACGCGCUCGCCGAGGUCUCCCGCGGCGCCACCGCCGCCUUCCGGGUGGAGCUGGCGGCGCGGCCGCGGUUCAAGAUCCUGUUCUGGUACUCCAAGGAGAAGGAUGUGAGGAUCGUGGCGGAUGUGGCGGUGGGCGGCGCCGGAUUGAAAGCUGGGAAAGAUGAUAUUAGGCUGAAGAAGAUACAGCAUUCGGCGGCGCCGGAGCAUCGGAUUAGGGUUUUGCUUCUGUUUAUUGUCACUCUCUUGCUCACCUCUUAUUUGCUCUAUUGAUUUUGCAUUUGUGAUGAUUAAUUAGGUAUGAUUAUGGUUUGUGAAAAUAAUAAUUAGAUGAGAUUUUUUUUUGAUAAAU